UGUUUAUGUCUGCAGCAGACCUCUUAGACAAGGGUGGUGCUAACUUUCUGAAGAGUAGGCCUUUCUGCAUCCUAAAUCCACGCAUCGAGAUAAAUUCGGAUGCUGAGGCUUCGUGAAACACCUGUUUUUGUCUAUCCUUCUAGGAUUACUAAUCUACACGUCGGAUGAGAACUGGCACCGGUGGGAUCUUAUAUAAGAUACACUUACCUUAAGGAAACAACAUUUUUUAACUUUAAGUAUGAUUCCAGUAUAAUUACAGCGAAGACGGUAGAAACAGUGGAACGCUAAAAUCCCGCGCAGGAUUUAAAUAUGAAGACCGCGCUGGUGUUGUUUGUGGUGCUGAGUACCGCGAUGCUUGAGCGAACUGAGGCAAAUCAGUGUAUAUGCAGUGGAAAGUCAAGGUGUCGCUGUCAAGUCAAAGGCAGCAAGGGGGAGAAAGGUUUCCAGGGUUGGGUAGGGAAUCCUGGUAGGGUUGGCUUGACUGGCUUUGAAGGCCCACCAGGACCAGUGGGUCCAAAGGGAUCCCACGGCUUUCCUGGAAAUGCUGGAGAAAAAGGAGACCGGGGCCUCCCUGGACAAGUAGGAUUCCCUGGAGCUUCAGGAAUCUCGGGCAUUCCAGCGGUUCAGGGACCUCUGGGGCCACCAGGGAAUCAAGGCUGCAAUGGGACAGAGGGUGAAGUGGGAUAUCAAGGCCCUCCAGGAUCGCACGGGUCUCCAGGACAACCUGGUCCCCCUGGAGAAAACGGUCCAAAGGGUGAAUCUCAGCCAUAUUUAUCAACAGCUCAGAAAGGACAACAAGGGCCUCCAGGACCGGAAGGAUAUAGUGGUCCUGGUUUGCCAGGGGACUUGGGGGAUCCAGGGAAUCCUGGACCUAGAGGGUCACCUGGACCACCGGGGCGCACUGGAAGAACUGGACAGAAGGGUUCCGAGGGAAGCAGCCCAAGUCUUCCUGGACCUCGUGGUGAGCAGGGAAGCAAAGGGCCUCGUGGCACUCCCGGACCAAAGGGUUCCAUACAGUAUGCCAGAGAACAGCCGGACCUAAAGGGUGACAAUGGAGAUAUAGGUAACCCUGGUUGUCCUGGGGAUCCUGGGUUGCCAGGAACCUCCACAGGAAAGGGUCUAAAAGGACACAAAGGGGAAAUUGGCCCUGACGGAAAACCAGGAAAAGAUGGGAACGUUGGACCAACUGGAAGAGGGGUAAAUUGUUGAGUGUUCUAUGAGUGUUGUAUCCUAACCUGAACUGUCAAUUUGCAAUUUAUUGGG
This is a messenger RNA of Clupea harengus (Atlantic herring), 1263 nucleotides long. RefSeq names its product collagen alpha-5(IV) chain-like. The transcript has 16 exons. The coding region runs from base 310 to 1209 and encodes 299 amino acids. Gene Ontology annotation, cellular component: collagen trimer. Lineage: Eukaryota; Metazoa; Chordata; Actinopteri; Clupeiformes; Clupeidae. Gene Ontology annotation, biological process: extracellular matrix organization. Gene Ontology annotation, molecular function: extracellular matrix structural constituent conferring tensile strength. The record is from RefSeq and is a predicted model, not a curated record.